Tribolium madens (black flour beetle) is the source of this 1906-nucleotide messenger RNA. RefSeq names its product differentially expressed in FDCP 8 homolog (gene DEF8). Bases 228 to 1559 code for a protein of 443 amino acids. The transcript has 7 exons. NCBI's taxonomy places the organism in Eukaryota, Metazoa, Arthropoda, Insecta, Coleoptera, Tenebrionidae. The record is from RefSeq and is a predicted model, not a curated record.
CACAUACAAACACAUAAAAUUGGUUAGAAUUUUUUGAGAAUCACAGUCAUCACAGUACUCUUUUUGUUAUUUUAUUUAUAAAACACUAGUAAUUUAAUAAGUUUUUGAGGUUAUGCGGAUCCAACCUCAAAGUCUGAAGUUGUCAAACAAGUCACAAGUCAUCAACCUCUUUUAAUCUUUACAUUUAAAUUAUCUUAAUAUAUUCGCACUAAAAUAGCAUGUAAACAAUGUGCGAAGUAGGGGAAAACAGUAGGAUUUUAUCUUCAACACCGUCGUCCACGACUUCGGGUUGUUUAUCAAAUGACGAAGGUUCAGAUGAUCGCCUCCUUCCAUCCAGUCUAGCAGCAGAAGAGUUGCAAUUGGCUUUAAACAAGGAAGCAACAGAGGAAGAGUUGAUAAAGGCUAUCACUCGAUGCAAGGAUUUGGUUUUGGAAAGCAAUCAGUGUUCAGUGGAACGCAAGUGGCUUGUGAGACAUCUUAUAGAACUGCGUUUGAGAUUACAAGAAUGUAGGGAGGCAAUGGAGGAUCCACAGCAUCCAAGAAAUAAAAGCAGCGGUGUAUCAAGAAGAACAGUGAGAGGACAUCAUUUGAACUUGCAGCCACUUCUGACUACUUCCACAAAAUAUUGCGAUCAUUGCACUGGCACAAUUUGGGGUUUGGUACAAGCUUGGUAUGAAUGUGAGGAUUGUGGUUAUGCAUGUCAUUAUAAAUGCAUAUCACAAUUAAUAAGAGAAUGUGCUCAUGUUGUUGCCAGCGAAAGGGGUGGAUAUGAGUUGGAAAUUUGUCCAGAAGAAGGUUUAUCAGCUCAAAAGUAUUCGUGUGCCGAAUGUCAGUCACUUCUUCCUAUAACUGCUCCAAAAGGAAUAAGCUGUCUUGGUAGAUUACUUUUUCCAGACAAAGACUGGACCGAAGCUCGGAAAUGCGACUACUCUGGUCUAUAUUACUGCACUGCAUGCCACUGGGGAAGUUCUGCUGUGGUUCCAGCCCGCGUGGUGCACAACUGGGACUUCACUCCCCAGUCAGUCUGUCAGGCAAGUUUGCAGCAACUCCGGGUAACAGCAAAUCGGCCGCUUAUAAAUUUAGAAAAAUUAAAUGUACGAUUAUUUUCUCUCGUUCAUGAACUCAGUUUAGUCCGACGUUUGCGACAAGAAUUACACGGAAUGAGGAAAUAUCUCUCAGUUUGUCGAAACGCUAAUGAAGACCAUUUGUUAUGGAAACACGUGGAUGUGCCACAUUUAAUUGAAACACCAGAACUGUACAGUUUGCAGGACUUGGUUGAUACACAUUCAGGGGAGUUACCCUCGAAACUUCACACAAUCAUCGAUGUGUUUAGUAAACAUAUCAAGGUGAAUUGUGAGGUUUGUCGAGGGAGAGGACAUUUGUGUGAGAUUUGCUCAAAUGAUGAAGUUUUGUUUCCUUUUGAUGGCGCUGCUGUGAUUUGCUCUGAAUGUAAUGCCGUCUUGCAUAAGAGCUGUUUUGGCAGGAAGAAUAUAUGUCCAAAGUGUGUUCGGUUGCAACAACGGAAGGAGCAGCAAUUAAAUGAUCAGAGUGAAGAAUGACUGUGAUAUGCGUUUUUUUUUUCUCUUAUGCUAAAUUUAACUUGUGUAUUGAACCGGAAAACAUACAAGAGAUAACACUAUCAGUAUAAAAAUUGUACUUACGUUUAUUUGAAGCUUUUGUAUGUAUGUAUUUUAAUAAUAAAUUAUUGUUAAUUAUUAGCUCUUGUAAUCUGUGCAUUAUUAAGUAGUUAUUUGAUUAAAAAUAAUGAGGUUUAUGGUAUUCAAACAACAUUGUCGCCCUCGAAAUUACAAGCCUUGAUGUUCCGAAAAGUGCCUGGGAUCCGGUCAAAUUAAACUGCAAAUAUGAUUUAUUAGAAGGCGAGACUUUAUAUGGUGUGAAAUGGUAC